This is a messenger RNA of Gadus morhua (Atlantic cod), 2127 nucleotides long. RefSeq names its product intraflagellar transport 74 (gene ift74). Gene Ontology annotation, molecular function: beta-tubulin binding. The record is from RefSeq and is a predicted model, not a curated record. Gene Ontology annotation, biological process: cilium assembly; intraciliary transport involved in cilium assembly. NCBI's taxonomy places the organism in Eukaryota, Metazoa, Chordata, Actinopteri, Gadiformes, Gadidae. Gene Ontology annotation, cellular component: cilium; intraciliary transport particle B. The transcript is spliced from 20 exons. Bases 162 to 1973 code for a protein of 603 amino acids.
CCGCCGAAAAACCCCAAGAAGAAGAAGAAGAAGAAGAAGAAGAGCGGAAGUUGACUGACGUCAUUUUGAAAAGGGCACAUCGUUUCCAGGGAAACCAGAGUUCCUACCAACCUCCCAUGUUUGCUUUUCCUAGUUGUGGUGCAUAUUAAGGAUUCUUUGUAAUGGCAAGCCACUGGACCCCUUCUUCUGUUGGUCGGCCAGCGAGCCGUGGAGGUUCUCAGAUAUCGAGUGCCUUGAGACCCCUCUCUGCCAUCAGGCCUCCUCCAACAUCUAGCAGAGCUGCCACUGGGAUGGUUCCCAGUACAGCGAGCCGUCCUGGCACAAGGGGAAGCCGGCCGGUUGCCAUCCCUGGAGUGCUGUCAGCCCACAUACAAGUGACUGAAAGACCUGUAACCCAGCAGGGUCUCAGUGGGAUGACCACAGGCAUCAAAGGACCACAGAGACAGAUCUUGGAUAAGUCCUACUACCUUGGACAACUAAGGAGUAAAAUCAAUGAGUUGACAACAGAGACCAGCAAAUUGCACAAAGAAAUUGACAACUUUAACCAGGAGAACUCUGUCUACCUGUCCUAUGAGAAAAGAGCUGAAGGACUUGCUGGAGAGAUCAGGGAUUUACAAGGCCAGCUCGCUGACUAUAACAUGCUCGUUGACAAGCUUAACACCAACACUGACAUGGAAGAAGUGAUAAAUGACCACAACAUUCUUAAAGUGAGAAAUGACCGAGAAGCUGAGAGUAUGGAUGUAAUAUUCACUGAGAGACGAGAGAGGGAGGAGGCAAUCGGUGUAACAGGGGAAGCGAUCCAGAAAGAAAGACAUAUUGCUAAUGAGGUUAUUAAGGCCCUUCCACCUGCCGAGCAUGACAAAUAUGCUGCCAUGAUGCUGACAAACGAAGAACUGCUUCAGGAGCAAUCCGUUUGUCAGGAGGAGCUGGAAGCCAUGCUGACAAGAAAGGUGACUUUAGACGCGGAGCUGUUCCACUCACCCAUGAAACAAGAGGCAAUUUGCAUCCAAGAGAAGCUCUUGAUGCUAGAAGCAAGACGUGACUCCAUGGUGGCUGAGAACAAGAGCUUUGACUCACCCCAGGAAGAGAGGGAGAGACUAUUUAAACAGGUAAAGGAAGACAACCAAGAAAUUGCCAGCAUGGAUAGACAGUUGGGGGAAAUGAGUGAAAGAGGAGAGCAGAUUACAGAGGAGAUCAGUCAACUAGAACACCACACAGACGAGGCCCAAGUGGAAUGUGGUCAGAAGUACAAGGAGCUGAAGAAGAGGGAGGAGGAAAUAGACCGGUUCCUGGAGUUGUUUGAAGAGACAAGGAUCCAGGAAACGUCAAAGAGCACACAGCAGCAAAGUAAUAUUGUGAUCCUCCUUGAACAUUCCAGCAAGAACCUUUCAAGCCUACAUCAGAUAGCAAGGGUGACGGUGGGUCAAUUGAAGAGCAUGCACGAGGUGCUGUCCCACAAGGAGAAGGAGGUCGUCCAAUCCCAGACGACUGCCAGGGGACUAACAACUGAGUCCCACAGGCUUCAGCAGGACCUGGAGAAGGUCCAACAGCUAGAGGGCAAGAUAACCGGGGAACUGGGCACCCUCAAGGAGAAGAUCGUCUCAAUGAAGGCUGAACUAGUCACCUUCGGUGACCUGGACACCCUGAAAAAUACAGCCGAGAGCAGGAAGAAGACACUGCAAGACGACAGUAUCUCAAUGACUCAACAACGUGAUUAUUUGAGACAGCUUUUACAAUUAAACAAGAACUAUGAAGUAUUGAAAAUGAAACUCAAAGAGAACGAGACAAAUGCUCAAUUGGCAAACAUGGAAAGAAAGUUGCAGCACUUGGAGCAGAACAACUUCGUCAUGAAGGACUUCAUUGCGUCGAAAGCCCAGGAGAGCAACUAUGGCUUAGUGACCAAGACUGUCAUUGGGCAGCUGAACGAGUACAACCGAGGCCUCACAGAUGUACAGCAGAACAACAGGAGUUGAAGAUCCACAAACUAACCUUGUGUAGCUCUCUAAUGUGUAAAAUAAAAUAAAAAACGCUUUUCAAAAUAAAUGUUUAUAUAUUAACACAUUUAAUAUUCAGCAAACAAAAUUUGCCAUAAAUUAUGAAAGUAGUCAAUAAACAAUAUAAAUCGUA